UCCAUUCCAAAUAUUCCAUUGAACAGUUCCCUAUUUGGCUUUAUUUAAACUUUUUCUCUCUCGAAUUCCAACCUUUCCCUGUAGAAACCGCCAUUAAUAAAUCGUAUCCCUGCACCUCCUUUUCAUUAUGGGGAUAACUAAAACAGACCUCUAUCUUUCUCUCUCCAUGGAAAGGCCUCUGGUCCUCUGCGUCCUUAAAUACAUAAUUUCUACUUCCCACUAACUUUUCCUUCAAACUUAUCAUCCCAAAAAUAAAGAAAGUUUAGUUACUUCCUGCAUUUUUUCAUCUGACUGGUAGUCUCUGCAAUUUUUCAACCCUAGAGGAAGUCUACUAAAAAGUUUCCAAUUAAUUACCCUUAACAAACCUACACAAAUCAAUAAUCAUGAGGCACUCAUGAGAGAAUCACAACCCCUCCUUUUCGGUUCUAAUUAAAGGUAGCUCUACUUUCAAUGUUUUAGCCCAUUUGUGUUUCCGGAAUCCGCAUUAAUUCCUAUCAAACUUCUUCACAUUCCCUAGCUAGCUCUCUUAUACGAAUAAUUCUUACUCCUGUCAAGUAUUACCUAACCGAGUGUUUGGUUUUUGGGUAACUUAGACCUCAAUCGUCCUCAUGUUCUCAAGAUUGAACCCUAUAAUGACAACCGCAACAGAUUUGCCUGAUCUUUCUCUACAGAUCAGCCCACCAUCUGCCUUAAAUUGUGAAGCCAAGGAAGUAGGAUUUUAUGGAUUGCCAAGAAAUGCUUUUUAUAGUGAUGGGUGUUCAGCCACUGACUCUGGUAGCAGCGGAAGCGAUUUAAGCCAUGAAAAUGGCUUUUUUAAUCCACACAGGAGCACUUGUAAUCUUGGUCCUUGUGAACCCACGUUGAGUCUAGGGAUCGAAAUGGCUGAUUUAGCUCCUCCUCCCUCACUGCAACUACCAAGAAACCUUUAUCAUCGUCAGCCAUGUCAACCCCAAAUCUAUGGCCGUGAGUUCAAGAGGAAUGCAAGAAUGAUUAAUGGAGUGAAAAGAAGCAUUAGAGCUCCCAGAAUGAGAUGGACAACAUCUCUACAUGCCCAUUUUGUCCAUGCGGUCCAGCUUCUCGGAGGCCAUGAAAGAGCAACUCCAAAAUCUGUCUUAGAGUUGAUGAAUGUGAAAGAUCUAACCCUAGCUCACGUGAAGAGUCACUUGCAGAUGUAUAGAACAGUGAAGAGCACUGACAAAGCAUCAGGCCAAGGGCAGACAGAUACGAUUUUAAAUAAAAGGACAGGAGUUGUUGAUAGUGUCGAUGGAGGAUUAUCUUGUGAAAACACUGAUACCAUCCCUUCUUCUCUCGACCCAUUACUAGCAUCACCACAGCCAACACAACAAAAGUGCCAAAGAGUUUUUGAUGUUUCACUGAUUAAAUAUUACUUGAUCAGAGGGUCAGUGCCAUCAAUGGAGACAGACGAGAGGAGCAUAUCGGACAAGGGAAAUGCUUUGACAUGUUCUCAUUUCAAGGCUAGUAAUAGUAAGGCGGACGGACGCAAGGCAGCUCUCCAUGUGUCUGAUCAUAAUGCUGUGGAGAGAUUGGAUUCUAACUCCUCGGCACCUUCCGAGAAGUUUCUUAAUCUGGAGUUCACCCUUGGAAGACAAAGUUGGCAAAUGGACUAUACUGAAUCCUCUAAAGAGUUAACCCUUCUCAAGUGUUGAAAACAUCACUGCCUCCAUUAAUUGAUAUAAGUAAUGUUUUUCGCUUUUCAAUGUAAAGGAAUCAGUGUUUAAUUACCUUGCAUUGGCAAGUUUUGACUGCUGGUCUUUCGAAAAUUAA
This is a messenger RNA of Mangifera indica (mango), 1785 nucleotides long. RefSeq names its product probable transcription factor KAN4. Gene Ontology annotation, cellular component: nucleus. The transcript is spliced from 6 exons. Gene Ontology annotation, molecular function: transcription cis-regulatory region binding. Gene Ontology annotation, biological process: regulation of DNA-templated transcription; abaxial cell fate specification. NCBI's taxonomy places the organism in Eukaryota, Viridiplantae, Streptophyta, Magnoliopsida, Sapindales, Anacardiaceae. The record is from RefSeq and is a predicted model, not a curated record. The coding region runs from base 609 to 1667 and encodes 352 amino acids.